GCGGAAGUCCCGAGACAAGUGGGAAGUUUAGAUCGUUUUCAGCGCAAUGAAGAUUUUUGCACGUUUUACUUGGAAAAGAUGUACGUAAACAUCUGAAGUUUGAUGUCGGCAGCAUUUGUUUACAUGUGAUUCUCUUGUAAAAUCGUGUUCUCGAUGCACUAUGUCGGACACCAUGAGCUCACAGCUGCCUCCCCCACAGACACCUGUUCCACAGCCGCCUCCCGUGCAGACGCCCCCCCUGUUGGAGUCUGAGGUGGACAUCCAGGAGCUGCAGUUCUGGUUUGACACAGUGAAGACCUGGGACCAGACUGACCGCACAAAGACUCAUGAAGACAUCUGUGUACACUUAAGGCCACUGAGGGCCUUCCUGCACAAGCUUCAGGCCUCCAUCAGCAGCACGGGUUCUACCACAGAGGUUCUGAGGAAGCUGCCUCUCUUGGGUCAGUUCUUAGGCAGACUUUGCUGGAUCUUUUAUGUUACUGCAGAUUCCACAAGUCGAUUGUUGCUGUUCCAGUGUCUGUGGGGAAUGUACUCUGAGGAACCAGGAAAUGUUGUGGAAGCUAAAGCUAACCAGUGGAUACGGAAAAUCUUAUGUCAGCUCACCACAGACGAAGACAUUACCGCAGAGGCUUUAAUGAAGCAUUUGGGAGUGCCAUCAGCUGAGUACCAUCUGAAAGUGCUGAGAACAAUGCUGGCGAGGGUGGGGGAACAUGCAGGAGUGAUCUGCACCUUUUCUUGUGAUAUAAAUCAAAGCUGCCCGUGUGAAAUUGUGCAGGCCACAGCUGAAGCAUGUGUUCCUCUUGUCACAUGUCCUGAAGCUGCCUCUCUGAUCGGAGCUCUACUGAAGCUAGCGGUCACAAGUGUCAAAGCCCCUUUAACUGACCACUGCAUUCAAGCCAUAAGUUCUGCUCACUCCAGCCAGCUCUUUCCAUUGGACGGUCCAGCCAUGGUCUCUCUAUGGUGGUACAGUGUGUCCAGUCUGGAGGAGACUGUACUGAGUCUGAUGGAGCAGGUUCUAACCAACAACAAAACUACUCCUCAUGAAGUACAGCAUCUGAUGUCUAACUCUUUACUGCCCAAAGCCUGUGCUCAACACUGCUCCAUGUUCUUGAUGGUGAAUGAAAUUUUUAGAUCUGCUCUUAAACAAAUGGAACAAAAUGAGUUUUUAAAAUGUUUCAUCAAAACAUUCACAAUGUGCUUCCUAAAAGAACUGGCAAUGAAAGAACCACGGAUGAGUCUCCCUUUGAAGGCCUACUUUCCAAAAGCUCCUGCGGAUGUGCUGCUGCCUCUGUUGACCCAGCCCUCAGAGAUGUCUGAAGAUGCUUGGAGGGAUCAUCUCAGCUGGGUUAGUGGCUCAUUACAGAGGCUGUCAGAGGAGGAGGAGCGGAACAGCGAUGGGACUAACAGAGCCCCCCCCCUAGUGUUUGAGGCCUGGUUCCUGCUGGUGUGCUGCUCCCAAUGGCUGGAUGUGGCUCUGCAGCUCCUUGUGUCCUCACAGGACACAGACUAUGAGCCUCUUCUGUGGCUGCUCACCUUCUACCACCACCCCACCAACAGGGGGCACCACAGAGAUCAACACCUGGUUGUUACCAGAGAAGCGUGGAGACAUAUGUGCGUCCUUUACACUGACAUGGGCGCUCCUCCUCCGGACACUCCUCCUCUGGAUGCUCCUCUUCUGGACACUCCUCCUCUGAACACUCCUCCUCUAGACACUCUUCCUGGGGGCGCUCCUCUUGUGGGUGUUCCUCCUUCAGGUGCUCCUGCAUCGAUCCUCCAGCUCCUCUACAGCUUUGCCAUUUUCUCUCCUCUGAGUGGAUCAACACAGGUUUUACAAACGGUGGUGGAACGCUCUGGUGUCACACGCGAAGCUCUGUGUGUUCUCAGCUCUCUGGAGAUGAGACUCAGGGGAGGAGGCUAUGCUCACACGCUCCUGCCCAUGAUCAAGGCUCUGAAACAGGCACUGGCACCUAAGACCUAGACACAUGUAACCUCUAUAAAUCCGGUGUACUUUUGCACCAGAUGCCCUCACGGCUAUUACCAUCUAUGCACUGUUAAUAUAUGUAUGAUAACUGGAGGAGGCGGUGAGGGGCGGACAUGUCAACCUAAAGACUCGAUAACACUGUUCUUCAGUGAGGUUUGAAAUGCAGACUCUGUGUUUGAUGGGUAAAUGCUUAACCCACUGUGGCACCUUUGUCCACUCCAUAGACUGUAUAUAUAAAUGGACAUGGCUAACCUGCAUUCCAAACAGAGAGCAUUUCCUGCUCCAUUGACUCUGGC
Molecule: messenger RNA, 2277 nt
Organism: Periophthalmus magnuspinnatus
Lineage: Eukaryota; Metazoa; Chordata; Actinopteri; Gobiiformes; Gobiidae
Gene: fancc
Product: FA complementation group C
Exons: 15
Coding region: 161-1978 (605 amino acids)
Biological process (GO): interstrand cross-link repair; nucleotide-excision repair; cellular response to oxidative stress
Cellular component (GO): Fanconi anaemia nuclear complex
Source: RefSeq, a predicted model, not a curated record